AAAUCAGAUGGAAUUUUCAUCGUUGAUUAACUUCAGCUGCCUGAGUUUUUAAGCGUGGAAAGGCUUAAUCUCCAUCUACUUCUUGGUCUAUAUUUGCAUGACACUUUUUUAAAUCUCACUCAGCCGUCUGUGACAACAAAUGAAAUCGACAAAGCAGUACAUCAGAUGAUCAUUGAGGCUGGUGCUUAUCCUUCACCUCUUGGCUAUGGAAGAUUUCCUAAGAGUGUGUGCACCUCAGUAAAUGAGUGCAUGUGCCAUGGGAUACCUGAUUCUCGGCAGUUACAGAAUGGUGACAUACUAAACAUCGACGUCACGGUUUACUUGAAUGGUUAUCAUGGAGACACAUCAAAGACUUAUCUUUGUGGGGAUGUUAGUGACGCCCUCAAACGCCUUGUGAAGAUAACAGAAGAAUGCUUGGAGAGAGGUAUAGCUGUUUGCAAGGAUGGAGCAAGUUUCAAGAAAAUUGGAAAGAGAAUCAGUGAGCAUGCUGAAAAAUACGGUUAUGGCGUUGUGGAGCGCUUUGUUGGGCAUGGUGUUGGAACUGUAUUUCAUUCAGAGCCUAUUAUAUAUCAUCACCGCAAUGAGGAACCUGGUCGCAUGGUUGAAGGUCAGACUUUCACAAUUGAACCUAUUCUAACCAUGGGAAGUAUUGAAUGCAUAACAUGGCCUGACAACUGGACAACUUUGACUGUUGAUGGAAGUUCUGCCGCGCAGUUUGAGCAUACCAUUUUAAUUACUAGAACUGGUGCAGAAAUUUUAACAAAAUAUUGAAAUAGGUAUCAACUAUACUCAAUUUUUCUUUGUAUUCCAUAUGUCAUGAAGGAUGACAAUGAGUUCAGGUCCUAUUACAUUUUCGAUAGAUAUGGACAGUUGCAAUAUCUUCUUUAUAUUUCCAAAGUGCUUAAUCUGAACUUGAAAGCACUAUCCUGAUUUAAAGGCAACUUUGAGAGAAAUAUAUCUAAGAAACUGUUUAUGCACACA
Carica papaya (papaya) is the source of this 981-nucleotide messenger RNA. Lineage: Eukaryota; Viridiplantae; Streptophyta; Magnoliopsida; Brassicales; Caricaceae. The record is from RefSeq and is a predicted model, not a curated record.